Oppiella nova is the source of this 558-nucleotide messenger RNA. The record is from the annotation of a GenBank genome assembly. Lineage: Eukaryota; Metazoa; Arthropoda; Arachnida; Sarcoptiformes; Oppiidae.
CAACCAGGCUAUUGACACGACAUCCGGAGCUGUCAAAGUUGUUCAAGAAGUUUAUGACAUUACGUGACGAUGGGAAGUACGACUGGGACUUGGAUGGCCUGCAACGACACGCCAACCUCGUCAUGCAGGGCUUGGAGGCGGCCAUCGAUAACCUGGAUGACAGUCGCGUACUCUCUCUUAUACUCAACGAUUUGGGCCGAAAACACGCCAGAUAUCAGGUCCAGGAAGACAUGUUUGAUAAACUGUGGGAUUCCCUGCGCUUCGGUCUCAAGCAAUCACUCGGAGAACACAUGAAUCGCGAGUUGUCUGACGCCUGGUUUGCUGUCUUCAAGUUUAUAUCGCGACAAAUCAUUGCAGGUAUGCGACAGCAAAGAUCGGUCACAAAUAGUACCUGACUCAUUAUUUUCUACUUGGAAUAUUCCGUAUCGUUUGUGUAUAUAUACAUAUUAAUAUAUUUGUAGACAUUGUAUCGAUCAGUGCAUAUAAUUCACAACACAAUUAUACACACCUUGUUAUACACCGUAUGUCUAUUGACAAAACAGUCAAACUAAAUGUGAA